UCGGGGUAGGACAACAAGUCUGACACAUGACUUGAUUAGUUUUCCUUUGGCCCCAAGGUUUGUGUAUUUCCCCCACAAAUAUAAUAGAAUUCCCCUCAUCAAAUCUCCUCAGCCCUCUUCUCAGUGCUCUCAUCACACCAAAAAUAAGGGUGAGAGAAAGAAAAAAACCCAGAAAAAACCAGAACACACUGUAUAGAAGCUUCAACAAGGAGGAGGAAGAGGAUAGCACUUAAACGAUCAAAUCUCUUUUGAUAAUCUCCCUUCUCUUUCUCUCUUAAUUUUAUCUUAUUAUCAGGUACCACUUGAAAACCCUAAUUUCAUUGAUUUAGAUUUAGGGUUUUUUUGUUGUUUUUGGGUGAGUCCCUCUCUUUUCAAAAGAUAAUAAUGAGCUUUCAAGUACGUAAUGAUAAUCGAAGAGAGGGAUCGAGAAUUCCUGUUCGUAAUAAUAAUAAUAAUAAUCGUCAAUGGAUUCCUAGAGGUGGAGCUGUAAUUGGUAGUGGCGGUGCAGGAGGAUCUGGUAGUAGUGCUAUACUGGAAACUCCACCGCCUCCACCAUCAUCAUCGUAUUUUAAUAAUUCGAUUCCGAAUGGGGGAAGAUAUGGUGGGAAUUUUAAUAAUAAUAAUUAUAAUGGCAAUCCGACUGGUGGAGGAGGAUAUGGUGGUAGUGGGAGUUCUUAUUACAAUGUUAAUAACUCAGUUCCAAGUGGGAGAGGAGGAUAUGGUGGUGGUGGGAGUUUUAGUUAUAAUCCUGUUCAGUUCGAAAAUCGGUCCCAAGGGAAUUUCACUCAUCAACAUCAUCAAAGAAGUAAUGUGUCAAGACCAGUUAAUAAUAACCCUAGGAAAGAGAAGGUUGAGAAACCAGCUCAGGUGUCAAAAAGUUUGAAUUCUAAUCUUCCCCAGCUUGUUCAAGAAAUUCAAGACAAACUUACUAAAGGGGCAGUUGAGUGUAUGAUUUGCUAUGAUAUGGUUAGAAGGUCUGCUCCAAUUUGGUCUUGUUCUAGUUGUUACUCGAUUUUUCAUAUGAAUUGUAUUAAGAAGUGGGCUAGAGCUCCUACUUCUGUUGAUUUAUCAGCUGAGAAGAACCAAGGGUUGAAUUGGAGGUGCCCGGGAUGUCAGUCUGUACAACUUCUUACUUCUAAGGAAAUUCGAUAUCUCUGUUUCUGUGGAAAGAGACCAGACCCUCCUUCUGAUUUGUAUCUCACACCGCAUUCGUGUGGUGAACACUGUGGAAAGCCGUUGGAGAAGCAGAUGCAGAAUGGGGAUGAUGAAGAUUGCUGUCCACAUGCUUGUGUUUUGCAGUGUCACCCAGGUCCUUGUCCUCCUUGUAAGGCAUUUGCUCCUGCUCGAAGAUGCCCUUGUGGGAAAAAAAUGAUUACAACUAGGUGCUCUGAUCGGAAAUCUGUGCUUACUUGCGGUCAGCUUUGCCAUAAGGUUCUUGAGUGUGGGCGUCAUCACUGCAAGAAAAUUUGCCAUACGGGACCUUGUGAAAGUUGUGAGGUUCCAAUGGAUGCUUCUUGUUUCUGCAACAAGAAAAAGGAGGUUGUCCUCUGUGGAGAAAUGACCGUGAAAGGUGAGCUGAUCGGUGGAGGUGGUGUUUUCUCGUGUAACUCGAUUUGUUCGAAAACCCUUGUCUGCGGUAAUCAUACUUGUGGAGAGGUCUGUCAUCCAGGGCAAUGCGGAGAAUGUGAACUAAUGCCAGGGAACAUCAAGAGCUGUCCGUGCGGGAAAACACCAUUGCAGAAGGAAAGGGUGAGUUGUUUGAGUCCGAUCCCAAGUUGCUCUAACACCUGUGACAAGACCCUACCCUGUCAGAUUCACAGAUGUAAGGAGACGUGUCAUGUUGGAGAUUGUUCACCUUGUGUGGUUACUGUUAACCAAAAAUGUCGAUGUGGGUCUUCUUCACGUUUUGCUGAAUGCUACAAAAAGGAGAAGGAUACAUUUACCUGUGAGAAGUCUUGUGGGAGGAAGAAGAACUGUGGAAGGCAUAGAUGCAGUGAGAGGUGUUGCCCACUUUCAAAUUCUAACACCAGAUACUCUGGUGAUUGGGAUCCACAUUUGUGCUCAAUGAUUUGCGGGAAAAAGCUAAGAUGUGGGCAGCAUUCUUGUGAAUCUCUUUGUCAUAGCGGUCAUUGUCCACCAUGUCUCGAGACAAUCUUCACUGAUCUGACCUGUGCAUGUGGUAAGACUUCAAUCCCACCCCCGCAGCCUUGUGGAACACCGGCUCCCUCAUGUCAGCAGCUUUGUUCGGUUCCUCAGCCUUGCGGCCAUGCCUCCACUCAUGGCUGCCAUUUUGGGGAUUGCCCACCUUGUUCAUUUCCCGUGGCAAAGGAAUGCACUGGCGGACACGUUAUUCUUCGAAAUAUUCCUUGUGGAUCGAAGGAAAUUCGUUGCAAUCAACUUUGUGGAAAACCCCGACAAUGUGGAAUGCAUGCUUGCGGUAGAACAUGUCACCAGCCCCCAUGUGAUACUUCCUGCAUGUCUACUUCUGGUUCCAGAUCAACUUGUGGCCAGGUUUGUGGUGCUCCGAGGAGAGAUUGCAAGCAUACAUGUGCGUCUUCGUGUCACCCUUCAUCUCCUUGUCCUGAACGUAGAUGUGAGUUUCCAGUGACGAUCACAUGUUUGUGUGGUCGGAUUAGUGCUACGGUUCCUUGUGAUGCUGGCGGUAACAGUGGCGGGUUUGCCAGCGAUACAGUAUUUGAGGCUCAGCUAAUUCACAAGUUACCAGUUCCACUUAAGCCUGUGGAAGCAAACGGCAAUAAAGUUCCUCUUGGACAAAGAAAGCUAGUGUGUGAUGAUGAAUGUGUAAAGAUGGAGCGACAGAGGAAACUUGCCGAUGCUUUUAAAGUUCCUCUCCUGAAUUUGGAAGCCCUUCAUCUAGGUGAUCAGUCUGUCAUCUCUGAGCAGCUUCAGGACUUAUUUAGGCGAGAACCCAAGUGGGUUUUGUCUAUAGAGGAGCGAUGCAAGUUUUUGGUGCUUGGCAAGGGUAAAGGGAAUACCUCAAAUGGUCUCAGGGUUCAUGUUUUCUGUGCAAUGGUAAAGGAAAAGAGAGAUGCAGUAAGGCAAAUUGCAGGGAGAUGGAAGCUAUCAGUCCAUUCAGCAGGGUGGGAGCCUAAACGUUUUCUGGUUGUUCACGUGACCACAAAAUCCAAAGCCCCUGCCCGAAUACUUGGUGUUAAGGGUUCGUCUGUACCUCUCAACGCCUCAAAUCCACCUGCUUUUGAUCCUUUGGUAGAUAUGGAUCAAAGGCUUGUUGUGGCUCUUUUAGAUUUACCUAGGGAAUCUAACGUGAAUGCGUUGGUCUUGAGAUUUGGCGGUGAAUGCGAAUUGGUCUGGUUGGAUGAAUUUAACGCAUUGGCGAUAUUUAGUGAUCCAGGUCGUGCAGCUACUGCUCUGCGAAGAUUAGAUCAUGGGUCUGCAUACCAUGGUGCUGCUGUAGUUAUUGCACCAACAAUAACUAAUGUGUGGGGAACUUCCAAGGAGGGAGGAUCUGUAGGGGCUCCAAAGGCCAACUCAUGGAAGAAAGCAGUUGUGCAGGAAGCCUCGUGGGGAGAAGAUUCGUGGGGUGUUGAUCAGAAUUGGAUCAACAAUCCAGCGGAUGUCCAGAACACGGUUUGGAGAGGGAAGGAAACUCCAAUUACGGCAUCGAUAAACCGGUACGACGUUCUUGACCAAGAUUCUAUCUCAAAAUCAUCUGCAGUAUUAUCAUCUGGUGGAGUUGAGAGAAGACCUGGUAAUUAUCAGAUAGGAAGUUCUUCUACCUCAACAGAACCGAAGCAGGAAGCAACGGCAGGAGAUAAGAGUGAUAAAGAAGUGGUUGCUGAAGUAGCUGAUGACUGGGAAGAAGCUUGUGAAUGAUUGAAGAAAGCAAAUGCAGGAAGAGGAAAUGUGCUCUUGUUUGUUCUUUUUUUCUUUUUGGAAAAGCAAUAUGUUCCAAAGAUAGACGAUGAUUGAAUCCAUACAUACUAGACUUGUUACUGGUGUCAAAAUUAAACCUCGUUACAACAUUUUAUGAAGUUUUAUGAAGUUCCAUUUUGUUCCUAA
Messenger RNA from Papaver somniferum (opium poppy), 4041 nucleotides. RefSeq names its product NF-X1-type zinc finger protein NFXL1-like. Lineage: Eukaryota; Viridiplantae; Streptophyta; Magnoliopsida; Ranunculales; Papaveraceae. The record is from RefSeq and is a predicted model, not a curated record. Gene Ontology annotation, cellular component: nucleus. The transcript has a single exon. Bases 385 to 3855 code for a protein of 1156 amino acids. Gene Ontology annotation, molecular function: RNA polymerase II transcription regulatory region sequence-specific DNA binding; DNA-binding transcription factor activity, RNA polymerase II-specific; zinc ion binding. Gene Ontology annotation, biological process: regulation of DNA-templated transcription.